Molecule: messenger RNA, 834 nt
Organism: Trematosphaeria pertusa
Lineage: Eukaryota; Fungi; Ascomycota; Dothideomycetes; Pleosporales; Trematosphaeriaceae
Exons: 4
Coding region: 1-834 (277 amino acids)
Source: RefSeq, a predicted model, not a curated record
AUGACCAGCAUCGCCGAACUGUUGAAGCAGAUGGGCUCAGUUGCAACGGAUAUCGACGGUAUCGCGGCAAAACUUCAGCAUCCCAAGCUCUACCCUUCAUCGCAUGUACUUGAAUCGGCCGACGCUCUUGUGAAGCAGAUUACUAGCUGCAAGCCAGCAUGGACACACACUGUCCGCUCACAGUCCGCCAAGGACAUGUCGGCAGCUGAAUUGGCAACGCAAGAGAUGAUGCAAGGUAGGGUGAAGUUGCCAACAUUCAAGCGAAACCUGGCGGCCAUUUUCCAAGCACAGCAACCACCAUCUGGUGAUUCUCCCGCACUCACGAGGGUGAAGGCAAGGGCAAAGAAACGGCGUCAGAGGCUUUGCGGUUUGAAGCCCGAAGCUAUUAUGAAAUGGGCAGCUUCCUUCCUCCCCCACGAAUGGGAAAGAAUGAGACAAAAUGUCUUUGACGAUAUCGUCGACCGGAUAGCGGAGAAACCGUUUUUCUGGCCUACCAUUGCACGUGCUAAACAGCCUUCAACACUUGCUGGUCCUUCCGAGUUGGAUAUGACACUAGCCGACGCCGAGAAGCUCUGGCCAAACUGGAAACAACAAUGUGUUAGUGUUGUCGUGGAACAGGCUUCGAGACAAGGGCAAACAAAGAUGAGGCAGACCUGGUUCGCGAUGUGCUCGCAUAGCUUCUCGUCGUCGUCCACUAUAUCGUCUGGGAGAGGCACGGAAUCCGGCGCACUCAUGUCGUCACCUACUUCGACUACACUUUUUUCCUCUCGACGAAAGAAACAAGAAGGGAUGUUUGGUGAAGAUAAGGCCGGGCACGAUGAGAUGUGGGAGUAG